GUCCUGGAUGUCCCGGGCUGUCAUGUCCAAACACAGCGCGUAACCCGCAACAUGCUCCAUAGCGGCGGACUGCGGGAUGGCUGUGCCCCCUUUCCCGAUCACCACCCCCAGCUCCACUUCAUGGUGCAGGUUACUGGUGUAAAGGGGCACCAAGAUGGGAGAGCCCUCUUUGACAUAUGCAGUAGGAGGCUUCAGGAACAAGACGGGCUCUCGCCGGUGGAAAUCAAGGUCCAGGCAGCCUCCUUCCUUCACAGCGUGGUCAGGAAAUCUUAUCUAGUGGAACAAGCAAACAUGAAGGUUGAACUUCUCCCAGCGCUCUCUGACAACUACAUGUACCUACUGAUCGAUGUGGACUCCAAAGAAGCAGCUGUUAUUGACCCCGUGGAGCCAAUAAAGGUUGUUGAAGCUGUCCGAAAGCAUGGUGUAAAACUCACCACAGUUCUAACCACACAUCACCACUGGGAUCAUGCUGGUGGGAAUGAGAAAAUGUUGAAGCUAAUGCCAGGGCUGAAGGUCUAUGGAGGGGAUGACAGAGUUGAUGCCAUUACAAAGAAAGUUUCUCAUUCCAGCACUUUGAAAGUUGGAUCACUCAACGUCAAAUGUCUUUCUACUCCUUGUCACACUACUGGUCACAUCUGUUACUAUGUGACAAAAGAAAACAGCACUGAGCCACCAGCUGUCUUUACAGGAGAUACUCUGUUUGUGGCUGGUUGUGGGAAAUUCUUUGAGGGUACUGCAGAGCAGAUGUACAAAGCACUGAUAGAAAUUUUGGGGCGCCUUCCCCCUGAAACGCAUGUCUACUGUGGUCAUGAGUACACUGUCAGCAAUCUGAAAUUUGCACGUCAUGUGGAACCGCACAAUGAAGUAAUUCAGAAGAAGUUGGCCUGGGCAAUGGAGAAGUGCAGCAAUGGAGAACCAACUAUUCCAUCCACUUUGGCAGAUGAAUUUAAAUUUAAUCCCUUUAUGAGAGUAAAAGAGUCGUCCGUUCAAGAGCACGUGAAGCAGACAGACCCUAUCGAAACCAUGAGGAGUCUUCGCAAAGAAAAGGAUAACUUCCGAGUUCCCAGUGAAUAAAGUCCUGUGCACCCAUGUUGACUUUUCAACUACUUAUAACACUGCAAGCUGUCAAUUAUAUACUAAAGGAAAUACCUGAAGCUAUUUGCUAAACCAAGUGAAAAACAGCACAUCCACUGCAUUGACUCUAACUCAAAGUUCAGUUUUUUAUCACUAUGUCCAAUGCGAUGUAUUAUGGCAUCAAUCGUCAUCCUUUUAGUUAUAGUUGAGCUUUUUGGUUGACAAUUUUAAGGAAUAAAUGGCCAUUAUUUGAGUGUUUAAAAUAAAGAAAUGUUAUUCUGAAUGUUUAA
Molecule: messenger RNA, 1364 nt
Organism: Archocentrus centrarchus (flier cichlid)
Lineage: Eukaryota; Metazoa; Chordata; Actinopteri; Cichliformes; Cichlidae
Product: hydroxyacylglutathione hydrolase, mitochondrial-like
Exons: 9
Coding region: 52-1074 (340 amino acids)
Biological process (GO): glutathione metabolic process
Cellular component (GO): mitochondrion
Molecular function (GO): hydroxyacylglutathione hydrolase activity
Source: RefSeq, a predicted model, not a curated record